Molecule: messenger RNA, 1485 nt
Organism: Archocentrus centrarchus (flier cichlid)
Lineage: Eukaryota; Metazoa; Chordata; Actinopteri; Cichliformes; Cichlidae
Product: alpha-2Db adrenergic receptor-like
Exons: 2
Coding region: 13-1485 (490 amino acids)
Biological process (GO): platelet activation; regulation of vasoconstriction; regulation of smooth muscle contraction
Cellular component (GO): plasma membrane
Molecular function (GO): epinephrine binding; alpha2-adrenergic receptor activity
Source: RefSeq, a predicted model, not a curated record
CAUUUAACCAGGAUGGACUUAUCUGAGGCAUUCACUCAUGUAAUGGCAACAAUGCCAGUUGCUUUAUUACCAAACUCGUCACUGGACAAUGUCAGCCAGGCAUCCUCUGGUUCGUCAAGAUCCGCUCCUCUACCUCCUCACUCGCAGGUUGCGUCAGUGUUUAUCGUGCUGGUGGUCUCGGUCAUCAUCCUGGGGACUGUGGUUGGGAACGUGCUGGUCGUGGUGGCGGUGUUCACCAGUCGAGCUCUGAGGGCACCUCAGAACCUUUUCCUUGUGUCUCUGGCUUCAGCGGACAUACUGGUGGCAACGCUGGUCAUCCCGUUCUCCUUAGCCAAUGAGGUCAUGGGCUACUGGUACUUUGGUUCCACCUGGUGCUCCUUCUACCUGGCACUGGACGUACUCUUUUGCACUUCCUCCAUUGUCCACCUCUGUGCCAUCAGCCUCGACCGCUACUGGUCCGUCACUAAAGCGGUGAGCUACAACCGCAAACGGACUCCCAGGCGGAUCAAAACAAUGAUCAGCAUUGUGUGGCUCAUAUCUAUUGUCAUCUCGUCCCCACCGCUCCUCAUGACCCAUAAAGAAGAUUUGGAGACACACCAGGAGAAUGACACACUCACACAGGAGUGUCUUCUUAACAACCAGACAUGGUACAUCCUCUCCUCCUGCUUGGUGUCCUUCUUUGCACCGGGAGUCAUCAUGAUACUUGUUUACUGUAAGAUAUACCGCGUCGCCAAGCAGAGUGCCUCCACUGUGUUUGUGGCGAAGAAUGUGAUGGAGCGGCAGCCAUCACAGUCCGAGACAUGCUUUGUGGGCACUUCGAGGAUUUGCCAGAGACAGGGCUGUCCUCAGUAUGAACUGGACAGCCCGCGGCCUUCUGCCCGACACAGCUCCUCCAACAUCAACAGCAACAGCAGCAGUCACAGGAGAGGAGAGCUGGAUGACAUUGACUUAGAGGAAAAGAGCUGCGAAGGUGAUAUAAAAACAUCCCUGUCAUUUUCCUCAUCUCUCCGCUUCCCCAGGAGAGGCGGCGGGAAGGGGAAAACAGACGAGGGAAAGGACGCUGAGGGAACAGCAAACAGUUUAAAACCACCUCCUUCUCUUCCACCUCCUUCCUGCGCCUCAAUAUCAUGGACAUCAUCGGACCACUGCUCUAACCAUUUCCUCCUCCCGUCUCCGGUGCCUCUCCGCAGCAGACACAUGUCUCUAUCCAAAAAUAAAGUGGCACAAAUGCGGGAGAAGCGUUUUACAUUUGUUCUGGCAGUGGUGAUGGGUGUAUUUGUCCUCUGCUGGUUUCCAUUUUUCUUCACUUACAGUCUCCAUGCUGUCUGCAGAGAGAACUGUAUCAUCCCCGACAGUCUCUUUAACCUGUUUUUCUGGAUUGGCUACUGCAACAGCUGCCUGAACCCCAUCAUCUACACUAUUUUUAACCGAGACUUCAGAAGGGCCUUCAAGAAAAUUCUAUUCCAGACUCAUAAACAAACUUAA